Sciurus carolinensis (gray squirrel) is the source of this 6073-nucleotide messenger RNA. RefSeq names its product adhesion G protein-coupled receptor B1 (gene Adgrb1). The record is from RefSeq and is a predicted model, not a curated record. Gene Ontology annotation, biological process: negative regulation of angiogenesis; G protein-coupled receptor signaling pathway; cell surface receptor signaling pathway. The transcript has 33 exons. The coding region runs from base 679 to 5529 and encodes 1616 amino acids. Gene Ontology annotation, molecular function: G protein-coupled receptor activity. Gene Ontology annotation, cellular component: plasma membrane. NCBI's taxonomy places the organism in Eukaryota, Metazoa, Chordata, Mammalia, Rodentia, Sciuridae.
CGUUGGCGGCGGCCCCGGCCCAGCGAGCGGAGCGGGCGAGCCGGCGGCACAGGCUGCCGCGCCGCGUCCUGGCCCGGCCCGGGCCCGCGCGCCCCGCAUCGCCCGCAGCGCGGGCAUCCAGACCCUGUCGGCGCCCCGGGGGCUCGGGCAGGCGGGGAGCGGGGAGGGGCCUGCGUGCGCCCGCGGGUGCGCUCCAGGGGGCGUCUCGGCGAGGCCGGGAGCGGGCCGGGGGCGGCAGCGGCGGGAGGAGCCCCCGCUCUGGUCGGGCGCCCGGCUCGGCCGCGGAGGACGCGGGGCGCUCUCGGGGAUUUGCAACUCGCCGGAUCAAGUCCUCGCCCGCGGGGCCGCUGCUGCUGGAGAAGCUCACCUUGGCUUCCAGCCAGGUUCCCCGGGCGGUCCCUGUGCCCAGGCGGGCGGUGGACAGAGGAAGUGGCCUGCUGUGCGGCCAGUCCUGGCAGGCACGCUGCCACUGGUGCCAUGGGCAGGCCCAAGGGCCCUGGACUCUAGGAGCCAUUGCAGCCCUCUCACCUGAAGCCGGGCUCCUCACCCCGCCCCAGCUCCCGGCCCCCCGCCCCUGCCCCUGGCCCGGCCCUGCCUGCAGCUGGACCCUGGCAUGUCAAGGCCUGGCCCUUGCCUGUCUGCCCAGCCCGCGGAACCUCGGCGGCCCCGCGAGCUAGGAUGAGGGGCCAGGCCGCCGCCCCGGGCCCUAUCUGGAUCCUGCCGCUCCUGCUGCUCCUGCUGCUGGGGCGCCGGGCGAGGGGAGCCGCGGGGGCAGACGCAGGGCCGGGGGCCGAGCCGUGCGCCACACUGGUGCAGGGCAAGUUCUUCGGCUACUUCUCGGCAGCGGCCGUCUUCCCAGCCAACGCCUCCCGCUGCUCCUGGACCCUGCGCAACCCGGACCCUCGGCGCUACACGCUCUACAUGAAGGUGGCCAAGGUGUCUGCGCCCUGCCGCGGCCCCGGCCGGGUCCGCACCUACCAGUUCGACUCCUUCCUGGAAUCCACGCGCACCUACCUGGGCGUGGAGAGCUUCGACGAAGUGCUGCGGCUCUGCGACCCUGUGGCUCCGCUGGCCUUCCUGCAGGCCAGCAAGCAGUUCCUGCAGAUGCAGCUCCAGCAGCCGCCCCAGGACCACAGUCCGGGGCCGCCGGGCCCCAGGGACGACUUCUCCGUGGAGUACCUGGUCGUGGGCAACCGUAACCCCAGCCGGGCCGCCUGCCAGAUGCUGUGCCGCUGGCUGGAGGCCUGUCUGACCGGCAGCCGCAGCUCCCACCCCUGCGGCAUCAUGCAGACCCCCUGUGCCUGCCUGGGCGGAGAAGCCAGUGACCCUGCCUCCAGCCCUGUGCUCCCCCAUGGGGACGUCUGCUUGAGGGAUGGAGUGGCGGGCGGUCCUGAGAACUGCCUCACCAGCCUGACCCAGGACCGGGGCGGGCACGGCGCACCAGGCGGCUGGAAGCUGUGGUCCCUGUGGGGCGAGUGCACGAGGGACUGCGGAGGAGGUCUGCAGACGCGGACGCGCACCUGCCUGCCAGCGCCGGGCGUCGAGGGCGGCGGCUGCGAGGGGGUGCUGGAGGAGGGUCGCCUGUGCAACCGCAAGGCCUGCGGCCCUGCUGGGCGUACCAGCUCCCGGAGCCAGUCCCUGAGGUCCACGGAUGCCCGGCGGCGGGAGGAGCUGGGGGACGAGCUGCAGCAGUUUGGGUUCCCAUACCCACAGACGGGUGACCCGGCGGCGGAGGAGUGGUCUCCCUGGAGCGUGUGCUCCAGCACCUGCGGUGAGGGCUGGCAGACCCGCACACGCUUCUGCGUGUCCUCCUCCUACAGCACGCAGUGCAGCGGGCCCCUGCGGGAGCAGCGGCUCUGCAACAACUCCGCCGUGUGUCCAGUGCACGGAGCCUGGGACGAGUGGUCCCCCUGGAGCCUUUGCUCCAGCACCUGUGGCCGCGGCUUCCGGGACCGCACGCGCACCUGCAGGCCCCCCCAGUUUGGAGGCAACCCCUGCGAGGGUCCCGAGAAGCAAACCAAGUUCUGCAACAUUGCCCUGUGCCCUGGCCGGGCAGUGGACGGAAACUGGAAUGAGUGGUCGAGCUGGAGCGCCUGCUCGGCCAGCUGCUCCCAGGGCCGGCAGCAGCGCACGCGCGAGUGCAACGGGCCUUCCUACGGGGGCGCCGAGUGCCAAGGCCACUGGGUGGAGACGCGGGACUGCUUCCUGCAGCAGUGUCCAGUGGACGGCAAGUGGCAGGCCUGGGCCUCCUGGGGCAGCUGCAGUGUCACCUGUGGCGGCGGCAGCCAGCGGCGGGAGCGUGCCUGCUCCGGGCCCUUCUUUGGGGGAGCAGCCUGCCAGGGCCCCCAGGAUGAGUACCGGCAGUGUGGCACGCAGCGCUGUCCCGAGCCACACGAAAUCUGUGACGAGGACAGCUUUGGAGCUGUGGUCUGGAAGGAAACACCGGCUGGGGAGGUGGCUGCAGUCCGGUGUCCUCGCAACGCCACAGGCCUCAUCCUGCGCCGCUGUGAGCUGGACGAGGAGGGCAUCGCCUACUGGGAGCCACCCACCUACAUCCGCUGCGUCUCCAUUGACUACCGCAACAUCCAGAUGAUGACCCGGGAGCACCUGGCAAAGGCUCAGCGAGGGCUGCCUGGGGAGGGGGUCUCGGAGGUCAUCCAGACGCUGGUGGAGAUCUCCCAGGAUGGGACCAGCUACAGCGGGGACCUGCUGUCCACCAUCGACGUCCUAAGGAACAUGACGGAGAUUUUCCGGAGGGCCUACUACAGUCCCACACCCGGGGACGUGCAGAACUUCGUGCAGAUCAUCAGUAACCUGCUAGCAGAGGAGAACCGGGACAAGUGGGAGGAGGCCCAGCUGAUGGGCCCCAAUGCCAAGGAGCUCUUCCGGUUGGUGGAGGACUUCGUGGAUGUCAUUGGCUUCCGCAUGAAGGACUUGAGGGAUGCAUACCAGGUGACGGACAACCUGGUCCUCAGCAUCCAUAAGCUCCCAGCCAGCAGUGCCUCGGACAUCAGCUUCCCCAUGAAGGGCUGGCGGGCCACAGGCGACUGGGCCAAGGUGCCAGAGGACAGGGUCACCGUGUCCAAGAGUGUCUUCUCCACAGGGCUGGCCGAAGCUGACGACACCUCUGUGUUUGUGGUGGGCACCGUGCUUUACCGGAAUCUGGGCAGCUUCCUGGCCCUGCAGAGGAACACCACGGUCCUGAACUCCAAGGUCAUCUCUGUGACCGUGAAGCCCCCGCCUCGCUCCCUGCUCACCCCCUUGGAGAUCGAGUUUGCCCACAUGUACAACGGCACCACCAACCAGACCUGUAUCCUGUGGGAUGAGACAGAUGUACCCUCCUCCUCCGCACCCCCGCAGCUCGGGCCUUGGUCGUGGCGCGGCUGCCGCACGGUGCCCCUCGACGCCCUCCGGACGCGCUGCCUCUGUGACCGGCUCUCCACCUUCGCCAUCUUAGCCCAGCUCAGCGCCGACGCGACCAUGGAGAAGGCGCCCGUGCCAUCCGUGACGCUCAUCGUGGGCUGUGGUGUGUCAUCCCUCACCCUGCUCCUGCUGGUCAUCAUCUACGUGUCCGUGUGGAGGUACAUCCGCUCGGAGCGGUCGGUCAUCCUCAUCAACUUCUGCCUGUCCAUCAUCUCUUCCAAUGCUCUCAUCCUCAUUGGGCAGACGCAGACCCGCAACAAGGUCGUGUGCACGCUGGUGGCGGCCUUCCUGCACUUCUUCUUCCUCUCCUCCUUCUGCUGGGUGCUCACCGAGGCCUGGCAGUCCUACAUGGCAGUGACGGGCCGUCUGCGGAACCGGCUCAUUCGCAAGCGCUUCCUCUGCCUGGGCUGGGGGCUCCCUGCGCUGGUGGUGGCCAUUUCCGUGGGAUUCACCAAGGCCAAAGGGUACAGCACCAUGAACUACUGCUGGCUCUCCCUGGAGGGGGGACUGCUGUACGCCUUCGUGGGACCAGCUGCUGCUGUCGUGCUGGUGAACAUGGUGAUUGGGAUCCUGGUGUUCAACAAACUUGUGUCCAAAGACGGCAUCACCGACAAGAAGCUGAAGGAGCGGGCAGGUCAGCUGCCCCAGGCCCCCCUCGGGCGCGCCCUCAAGUGUGCCGAGUGUGGAGUCCCCUCUGCGGCCGACGCCUCCUGCGACGUCACCAGCAGCGCCAUGGCCUCCCUGUGGAGCUCCUGCGUGGUGCUGCCGCUGCUGGCGCUGACCUGGAUGUCCGCCGUGCUGGCCGUCACGGACCGCCGCUCCGCCCUCUUCCAGAUCCUCUUCGCCGUCUUCGACUCGCUGGAGGGCUUUGUCAUCGUGAUGGUGCACUGCAUCCUGCGGAGAGAGGUGCAGGACGCUGUGAAGUGCCGCGUGGUGGACCGCCAGGAGGAGGCCAACGGGGACUCCGGGGGCUCCUUCCAGAACGGCCAUGCCCAGCUCAUGACUGACUUCGAGAAGGACGUGGAUCUGGCCUGUAGAUCAGGUGAGCGUCUGACAGUGCUGAACAAGGACAUCGCGGCUUGCCGCACAGCCACCAUCACCGGUACGCUCAAGCGGCCAUCGCUGCCUGAGGAGGAGAAGCUGAAGCUGGCCCAUGCCAAGGGGCCACCGUCCACCUUCAACAGCCUGCCGGCCAACGUGUCUAAGCUGCACCUGCAUGGCUCGCCCCGCUACCCCGGCGGGCCCCUGCCGGACUUCCCCAACCACUCGUUGACCCUCAAGAAGGACAAAGCAGCCAAGUCCUCCUUUGUUGGUGACGGGGACAUCUUCAAGAAGCUGGACUCAGAGCUGAGCCGGGCCCAGGAGAAGGCUCUGGACACGAGCUACGUGAUCCUGCCCACGGCCACAGCCACGCUGCGGCCCAAGCCGAAGGAGGAGCCCAAGUACAGCAUCAACAUUGACCAGAUGCCCCAGACGCGGCUCAUACACCUCAGCAUGGCGCCCGACGCCGGCUUCCCCACCCGCAGCCCGCCCACCCGCCAGCCCCCUGGCAGCGGGCCCCCAGAGGCACCCCCUGCCCAGCCCCCGCCGCCUCCGCCCCCACCACCUCCGCCACCCCAGCAGCCCCUGCCUCCGCCACCCACCCUGGAGCCGGCACCCCCCAGCCUGGGGGACACAGCGGAGCCUUCAGCCCACCCAGGACCCAGCUCAGGGGCUGGAACCAAGAAUGAAAACGUCACCACCCUGUCUGUGAGCUCCCUGGAGCGGCGAAAAUCGCGGUAUGCAGAACUGGACUUUGAGAAGAUCAUGCACACGCGGAAGCGGCACCAGGACAUGUUCCAGGACCUGAACCGGAAGCUGCAGCACGCCGCGGAGAAGGACAAGGAGGCGCUGGGCCCCGACAGCAAGCCGGAAAAGCAGCAGACGCCCAACAAACGAGCCUGGGAGAGCCUCCGGAAGGCCCACGGCACGCCCACCUGGGUGAAGAAGGAGCUGGAGCCGCUGCCGCCUUCGCCGCUGGAGCUGCGGAGCGUGGAGUGGGAGAAGGCCGGGGCCACCAUCCCACUAGUGGGCCAGGACAUCAUCGACCUCCAGACUGAGGUCUGAGCGGGCGGGCAAGGAGGAGGGAAGCUGCUCGGCCCACUCCGGCCGCAGGACGGGCACAGACACGCUCACGCGCAGGCCAGGCCUGCACCGGCCUCAGGGUGCACGGACGGCCAGGCAGAGGGCCCGCGGUGCUGGGACCAGAGCCAGACACAGGACAGGAGGCGUCGCGGCCCAGCGGGCACAGGGCUCCAGAGGCCCGAAGGUGCCUCGGACUCUGCCCUCCUAGGGCGAGCCCCAGCGGGCAGCCGUUGUGGACAGCGGACAGGCCUGGUGGGUCCAGCGUCCCCAGGAUGCCCGCCUGCGUCUCUGCUGCAGAGGACCAGCCCUGCAGCCCGCUGGCCUGGCUCCAUUUUUUAGACACCCCCCCUCGGGAAGCAGCCAGACCCCCCUCCCUUCCAGGGCCCUGGGCCCUCCCAGACCCAGGCAGAGAGCACAGCCCUGACCCGAGGCCCCCAUGGGCAGGACUAAGCCCAUUUUGGGAAGAAACAGGGUGGGGAAUCUAUUUUUUCUCUCCUUUUCUUUUCUUCAAUAAAAAGAAUUAAAA